AUGUCGCGGAGGAAGCAAGCGAAGCCUCAACAUUUCCAAUCCGACCCCGAAGUGGCCUCGCUCCCCCGGCGAGAUGGAAACACAGAGAAGGGACAACCCAGUCGCACCACUAAGAGCAAGGAUGCCCAUGUCUGUGGCCGGUGCUGUGCCGAGUUCUUUGAGUUGUCAGAUCUCCUGCUCCACAAGAAGAACUGUACUAAAAAUCAAUUAGUUUUAAUCAUCAAUGAAAGCCCAGCCUCCCCACCCGAAACCUUCUCCCCCAGCCCCCCUCCGGAGAACCCCGAUGAACAAAUGAAUGACACGGUUGACAAGACAGAUCGAGGAGACUGCGGCGAGCUUCCCGAACACCACGGGCUUGACAGGGGCGAGUCCAUGGAGGUGGAGGCCCCGGGGGCCACCAAGGGCAGCGGCGGCACCCUGAGUGGCAGCCAGGCCGCCGCCACCCCCAGCUGCACGGGCGGCCCCUCCACAGGUACCUCAUCGCUCACAACCUCUCUACCUCAGCUCGGGGACCUGACGACACUGGGCAACUUCUCCGUGAUCAACAGCAACGUGAUCAUCGAGAACCUGCAGAGCACCAAGGUGGCGGUGGCCCAGUUCUCCCAGGAGGCGCGGGGCGGCGGGGCGGCGGGGGGCAAGCUGGCCGUGCCCGCCCUCAUGGAGCAGCUCCUGGCCCUGCAGCAGCAGCAGAUCCACCAGCUGCAACUGAUCGAGCAGAUUCGUCACCAAAUAUUGCUGUUGGCCUCUCAGAGCGCAGACUUGCCAGCAUCUUCUAGUCCUUCUCAAGGGACUUCACGAACAUCUGCCAACCCCUUGUCCACACUGAGUUCCCAUUUGUCUCAGCAGCUGGCAGCCGCCGCAGGAUUAGCACAGAGCCUGGCCAGCCAGUCUGCCAGCAUCGGCGGCGGGAAGCAGCUCCCCCCGGUCCAGCUACCUCAGGGCAGCGCUGGCAGCACCGCCGCCCCGCCCAGCAGCGGCUCCUCUCCCCACGGCAGCAUCUUGGCCACCGCAGUCACCACCCCAUCCUCGGAGAAGGCGGCCCCGAGCGCCGGCGCCUCCCACGCCAGCAGCCCGGGGGUCUCGGCAUCGUCCUCACCAGCUUUCGCAAUAAGCAGCUUACUGAGUCCUGCGUCUAACCCACUUCUACCUCAGCCGGCCCCUGCUAGCGCGGUGUUCCCCGGCCCUCUGCCUAACAUCGGAACCACCGCGGAGGACUUAAACUCCUUGUCUGCCUUGGCCCAGCAAAGGAAAAGCAAGCCACCAAAUGUCACUGCCUUCGAGGCGAAGAGCGCCUCGGACGAGGCGUUCUUCAAACACAAGUGCAGGUUCUGCGCGAAGGUCUUCGGGAGCGACAGUGCCUUGCAGAUCCACCUGCGCUCCCACACCGGGGAGAGGCCCUUCAAGUGCAACAUCUGCGGGAACAGGUUCUCCACCAAGGGCAACCUCAAAGUCCACUUCCAGCGCCACAAAGAGAAGUACCCUCACAUCCAGAUGAACCCCUACCCGGUGCCCGAGCAUCUGGACAACAUCCCCACCAGUACCGGCAUCCCCUACGGCAUGUCUAUCCCCCCCGAAAAGCCAGUCACCAGCUGGCUGGACACCAAACCGGUCCUGCCCACUCUCACCACCUCGGUCGGCCUGCCGCUGCCCCCCACCCUCCCGAGCCUCACGCCCUUCAUCAAGACCGAAGAGCCAGCCCCCAUCCCCAUCAGCCUUUCCACCGCCAGCCCCCCGGGCUCUGUCAAGAGUGACUCUGGGGCCCCCGAGCCCAUCGCAAGAAACCCGGGUGGGCUCCCAGAGGAUGCCGAGGGGUCCGCGGUGCCACCCACUGGUGGCAGAAGUGAAGAGAGCCUGGUGGCUGCCGGUCCCGCCCCGGCCGCGGGCAGCAGCGCCCUGAGCUCCCCGGCCACGGACUGUGGCCCGGCCAGUGCCACCGCCUUCACCAACCCUUUGCUGCCGCUCAUGUCCGAGCAGUUCAAAGCGAAGUUUCCCUUCGGGGGCCUGUUGGACUCGGCUCAGGCGUCAGAGACGUCCAAGCUUCAGCAGCUGGUAGAGAACAUUGACAAGAAGGCCGCCGACCCCAACGAGUGCAUCAUCUGCCACCGGGUCCUCAGCUGCCAGAGCGCCCUGAAGAUGCACUACCGCACACACACGGGGGAGCGGCCCUUCAAGUGUAAGACCUGCGGCCGGGCCUUCACCACGAAGGGCAACCUGAAGACCCACUACAGCGUGCACCGCGCCAUGCCCCCACUGCGCGUGCAGCACUCCUGCCCCAUCUGCCAGAAGAAGUUCACCAACGCCGUGGUCCUGCAGCAGCACAUCCGCAUGCACAUGGGCGGCCAGAUCCCCAACACGCCGCUGCCCGACGGCUACCCGGAGUCCAUGGAGUCGGACACGGGCUCCUUCGACGAGAAGAAUUUCGAUGACCUAGACAACUUCUCCGACGAGAACAUGGAAGACUGUCCUGAGGGCAGCAUCCCCGACACGCCCAGGUCCGCGGACGCGUCCCAGGACAGCCUGUCCUCUUCGCCGCUGCCCCUAGAGGUGUCCAGCAUCGCUGCUUUGGAGAAUCAGAUGAAGAUGAUCAGCGCUGGCCUGGCAGAGCAGCUGCAGGCCAGCCUGAAGUCGGUGGAGAACGGGUCCGUCGAGGGGGACGUCCUGACCAACGACUCGUCCUCGGUGGGCGGUGACAUGGAGAGCCAGAGUGCUGGCAGCCCGGCCGUCUCAGAGUCCACCUCCUCCAUGCAGGCUCUGUCCCCGUCCAACAGCACCCAGGAAUUCCACAAGUCCCCCAGCGUGGAGGAGAAGCCACAGAGGGUGGUCCCGGGCGAGUUUGCCAACGGUCUGUCUCCCACCCCGGUGAACGGUGGGGCUUUGGAUUUGACGUCCGGCCACACAGAGAAGAUCAUCAAAGAAGAUUCUUUGGGGAUCCUCUUCCCUUUCAGAGACCGGGGUAAAUUUAAAAACACUGCUUGUGACAUUUGUGGCAAAACAUUUGCUUGUCAGAGUGCCUUGGACAUUCACUACAGAAGUCAUACCAAAGAGAGACCGUUUAUUUGCACAGUCUGCAGCCGUGGCUUUUCCACAAAGGGCAACUUGAAGCAGCACAUGUUGACACAUCAGAUGCGGGACCUCCCGUCCCAGCUCUUCGAGCCCAGUUCCAACCUCGGCCCCAAUCAGAACUCGGCGGCGACUCCCGCCAACUCCUUGUCAUCUCUCAUCAAAACAGAGGUCAACGGCUUCGUGCAUGUCACUCCUCAGGACAGUAAGGACACCUCCACCGGCCACAUUCCUCCUGGGCCUCUGUCGGCGUCCGCCACGUCCCCGGUGCUGCUGCCGGCUCUGCCCAGGAGAACCCCCAAACAGCACUACUGCAACACCUGCGGCAAAACCUUCUCCUCCUCCAGUGCCCUGCAGAUCCACGAGCGGACGCACACUGGAGAGAAGCCCUUUGCUUGCACCAUCUGCGGACGAGCUUUCACGACAAAAGGCAAUCUUAAGGUACACAUGGGGACCCACAUGUGGAACAGCACCCCCGCGCGGCGGGGCCGGCGGCUCUCCGUAGACGGCCCCAUGACAUUUCUAGGAGGCAAUCCCGUCAAGUUCCCAGAAAUGUUCCAGAAGGAUUUGGCGGCCAGGUCAGGAAGCGGGGAUCCUUCCAGUUUCUGGAAUCAGUACGCUGCGGCGCUCUCCAACGGGCUGGCCAUGAAGGCCAACGAGAUCUCUGUCAUUCAGAACGGUGGCAUCCCUCCCAUCCCCGGGAGCCUGGGCAGCGGGAGCAGCUCCCCCGUCGGGGGGCUCACGGGCAAUCUGGAGAAGCUCCCGAACUCGGAGCCGAGCGCGCCCCUGGCCGGGCUGGAGAAAAUGGCCAGCAGCGAGAACACCACCAGCUUCCGUUUCACCCGCUUCGUGGAGGACAGCAAGGAGGUCGUCACCAGUUAAGGCAGCUCUGGCUGGAGACCCAGCAUUCUGUUCAGCUGGAGGCUCACAGGUGUCUCCUCCCCCUCGCCUCGUCCCUCCUGCUUUCCCCGGAUCGCUGAACUACCACAUCCUGAAGACUUUCUUUUGUACUUGGUUCGACUUCUAGAGUUCUAAGAAAGCUUAUUUAUUAGUGAUAUAACCUUGCUUUGCAAACCGAAUGCAAGCGUUAACUUUGGUCUUCUGUAUUUGGGACUAAAUACUAAUUGACUAGAGUGCUGUAAACUUGCUGUAACAUUUAUGGCGAUUGCAAGUUGCCCUGCUAGGCGGUCUUAAUCUGGCAUUAACUUAUUUUCUAUAUCCAGUUUAAUAUGAAUCUGGUGUUGAUGCAAUGCCUCCGUGAUGCAUUAGAUCUCUAAUAAA
This is a messenger RNA of Molossus molossus (Pallas's mastiff bat), 4341 nucleotides long. RefSeq names its product spalt like transcription factor 1 (gene SALL1). The transcript has 3 exons. The coding region runs from base 1 to 3942 and encodes 1313 amino acids. Gene Ontology annotation, biological process: regulation of transcription by RNA polymerase II. Lineage: Eukaryota; Metazoa; Chordata; Mammalia; Chiroptera; Molossidae. Gene Ontology annotation, molecular function: RNA polymerase II cis-regulatory region sequence-specific DNA binding; DNA-binding transcription factor activity, RNA polymerase II-specific. Gene Ontology annotation, cellular component: nucleus. The record is from RefSeq and is a predicted model, not a curated record.